UCCCCUAUUUUUUUUUCCUUCAUUACUACGCAGUAAUACUUAUACCAAAAUACCACUAAAACCCCUCGAAAUCCCGUCCCAAGACGGCAUCAAAAACCCAACCCCCAAAAUUGAUCUUCACUCACCCCUCGCCCCUCCCGAAUUUCUCCUACCUCUUCUCUUCUCUGCUUGCUUUUUUCUCAAUAGAAUUUCCUCCCUCAUCUUCCUACUUUUAUUCUCUAUUCACUAUUCACGACUCUCUUCCUGCCAACCAGCCAGUCCCCACUCACAUCUGGGUCUUCCCCCCGUGCCUCGCCAAUUUCGCAUGCUCCCGCGGUCCCGUCGUUCUUUUCCCCGCCUCUGCUCCCGACAUCGCCCACAUUACCCCCUGAUCAAAGUGUGAAUGCGGUUGGAGAUCCUGCAAUCCAUGCGGUGACGACGGAAAACCAGGGUGGACAAAAGUUGACCAACACAGACUGUGAAUUGGUUCUAUGCGACGGUCGAUACACAAAGUACAAUGCCUUCAACCAGCUCCGUGGAGAGCGCUCCUCUGGCCGAUUACUUUUGGAUUGCGGGUGUGGAUGGCACGGAGAUUCUGGAUACCUUUAAGCGACUCGGGGAAGACUAUCGCAUCAAUGGCGCUGCCUCACCGGGCCCGGCGCUCUCCGAUGCUAUUCAGGAGGACGCGGACGCCGAGGAUGAACACCUGCCGGAUGCUAUCUCCCGCCCCAACUCGACUCUCUACGCGGGGAAUAGUACCCGCCGGAGCUCCAACCAGCGCCUGUCGACCCUUUCGCGCACCGAUUCCGACCAGCCCAAUGGUGCCGGUAGCAACCGUAGCAGUGUCACGGUCAAGGGCGCCUCUUCCCCGCUACGGGCUUCGGCCAUGUUCUCCGAGGACUUUGAUUUUGACCAGGCUUUGUUGAAGUUUACAUCGGAGAGGGAUACCUUCUUGACGGAUCUGAGCUUGAGUGCGGGUGCAAUCACCCCGAACACGCGUCCGCGAUCUCGCGUUCGGACGCAAAAGAUCGUCGCGGAGGAUUCUCCCUCUCAGGGUGGUAAUCUACUACGGUCGAGCAUCGGAAGUGUGCGCCGGCAUAUGUCGUUUCGAGAUAUGAAUAGUAUGAAGAGGCAGCCGUCGACAAUUGCGCGACAAGCUUCCGUACGUACGUCUCGACGACUGAGCAACUACAAUUCGGUGAUCCCCGUGCCGCAGCCCCUCGAAAUCUCCCCGACGAUGCACCCAUUGAAGCGCCGCUUCGAGCCCGUCUUGCUCGAUCGAUACCCCACGCGAGGCAUGGCCGACGAGUUGAAGCUGCGAGGUAACUUUCCGGACUACGUACCGAUGUUCGCCUUUCCCAAUGAUGUCAACAUCGUUGCCUCGGAUCAACGGCCGCGGUCGACGUGGCACGGGUUCGCCAUGACAACCGACAAUGGCUCGAAAUUGCAUGCAAUCUGCGUGAUCAUCUGGAUUCCGUUGAAUGCCAAGGCCGCGGACGAGCUGGAGAAGCGCUGUGAGGAAUGGCGAAAGGAUAACAUGACGGACGAGGAGCGUGAGCUGGCGGCGAGUCUGGGCGAGCGGCUUGCAUCGGAGCGGGCCAAGCUAUCCAGGCUGCUGGCACAGCUGCCGAAUGUGCCAUCCGGAUCGGACUCCCGUGAACAGCUAGAGGAUGAGAUCAGUGCGGUCGAGGAGAAGAUUGGGCUCAUGACGGAUUUGCUGCGCCCGGUGCGACAUGCUGCGUCUUCCAAGAUUGAGGGUUUGACCGAUGGUGAUACGGGCUUUUGGAUCCCCCGCGCAUACGGUAUCCUCGGUCGUGAGGCGAAUAUGACCACCUUCUGGAAGGAGUGGCUGAAAGCGAUCGUUGUACCGAUGACGGAGGGUAGUGUGCAGCGUGUGCCAUCCAGUUCGCAAAGAAUGGGGGUAUGGCAGCCGCUGGAGCGAUAUGUCAUGAAUCUCUGUACGGAAGCAUUCUGUCCAGUCUCGUCUAAGACGCAAGUCGAGCUUGCAAUCCGUGAACUGCGGCUAUUUGCUCGCCAGGAAGCUUCCAACGAGCUUCCGGGUUCUCGGAAUACCGACCUCUAUGCCUUGUUCCGAACAUUGUCCGUCCCGAACAUUAUUAUUCUCUUCGAGUACGCUUUGACAGAGUCUCGAAUCAUCUUCUUGUCCUCCCACACCUCUAUGCUCUAUCUUGCCACCAGGGCCCUGGUUGACCUACUCUUCCCGAUCCAGUGGACUGGUGUUUUGAUCCCCGUUCUCCCCGCUCGCUUGGUCCAGGCGAUCGAAGCUCCUUGCCCGUACAUCGUGGGUAUCGAACGCCGAUAUGAAAAGGUGGAAUUGCCCACCGAUGACUUCGUUUUGGUCGAUCUGGAUAACGACAUGAUCGAGAGUACCCUGCCCCCAACUGCUCUCCCUCGUCAUCAACGUAGGAAGCUCCUUUCGCUCUUGCAGAUGGCUGCGCCUCACCAUAGCCGGUGCGGGGUGCCCACCGGUCCUCCAGCAUAUGCGGUCGAGACCUACCCAUGGGACACAUUCUUGUCAGAAAGCGCAGCCACGUACAUGGCGAAGGCUCCACCAACCAACCUUGCCAAGUACGUGGGCCUGAAUUCCAGCGCCUUCGGUUCGACUGCCGUGGCUCCUGGGACGUACCAGCCCCCGAUCUUCAAUGCAUUCCUCCAUGCCCGUAACGAGCAGGCCUCCUCACGCGGGUAUUCCUCCAAGAGCUACGACCGGCCAGGAACUAGCUCCACGGCCAGGGCCAGUGCGUCUCCCCCAUCACCGAGAGAAAGCUCCCCAACCUCGGGUCAUUUCCCUCCACCUCCACCGACUCCCUCCUCUCGGAACGAUUCUGGAAUGGCGUUGCAAGCGUCGCUGCGUGAAAAACGAUCUGGCCAUUUCGACGCAGCGUCUCGGAGGAGCUCGUCCUUUGGAAUGGCGCGACGUCCGAGUGCGCCUUUCCUCGGGCAUACCUCCAAUCUGUCCGUCACCACGCUCAACACGGAAUACGGGCCAGGCUCGACCUAUGCUCCGUCGGUGUACGCUCAAUCCACGAUUGCCGCAUCGACGAUUGUCCCACACGCUGCUGUGCAGCCCAUUGACAAUGCCGCGGGAACUGCCUGGGUCGAGGGCCACUUUUUCCAGACCCAACCGUGGGACGAGAAACUAGUCUGUGCCAUCUGUGAUGACCGCGCCGAAGAAGGCAUGUACAAGUGCUCGCAGUGCAAGUUGACUGUCCACAACCGCUGUGCUUCCCAGGUCUGCCUGGUCUGUGAGGCUGCCUUUCACCCCGAUCAAGUCCGCGCGGCCUUUGUCAGGUGCUUCGCCAGCUUAUUCUAUACGUAUAAGAAGUUCCUUGUACCGGCUAGCGGGGAAAAAAAGAAAUCUGGCAUGUACUACACGUUCAAUAUGGAUGCCUUUAUGAAGAGCCUUCCACAUGAGCAUGCCGAGUACAUAGCUGUCCUGCAGCAAACGCAAGGAUUCAACGAGUUCAUCAGUGAACGCGAAAGAACCAGCCCCAAGUCCAAGGACUCCAAGAUGGCCCUCUUCGAUGAGAUUGUUCUCUCAAAACGCAACCGAGGCCGCAGCUCCAUCUUCUCCGGUCGAUCCACUACCGACUUCCUCUCUGACACCUCCAACCACUUGUGGCGGACAGCCAGUGCCACUUUCUUCGCGCCAAGCAGCCGCAGCCAACCAAAUCUCUCCGGUGAUUACAGCAGAGUUGUCCAAAAAGCCCCGGCCAAGCUUGACACGAGUCUCAUGAAAGAACCCCGCAUGAUCCAUGGAGCUCCACGGGUCUCCAAGACGGCAAAUACUGCCCGUCGAAAGCCUUUGCCUAAACUGAUGAAUGGUUUGGCCAUAUCUCCUCCGAGUUGAUUGGUGUGAUUUCUUUUGAGAAGCGUCCGAUUAUCAUUUCCGUCUGUAUUUGGUGCGUCGAGGUGGGCCUUUGCUUGCCCGUGUGUGCGUCUGCAGCUGCAUCCUUGUCCAACUUUUGACAUGACCCGAGCCCGCUUUUGAAACAUUGGGUCUAGAUUCAAGCUAGAUUCUGCCUGUGAUCAUUCUGGGCUGGUGGUCCUCGUCCGUGUCUGUCGUGAUCGAUUGGCAACACAUGAUGCAUGCUGGUUGUCAUCACUUUGAAACGGACGGUUGUGGGCCACCACACAGCUAGAUCGCCGGCCAGGUUAGACGGUGUUCUGUCUCUACGCGUCUCAUUGUCCUAGACUAACUGCCUCUUAUCCGCCUCCUAUCUCCUUCUUUUCCUCGCUGCCGCCUCAUGGCUCGCCUCUCGCCUGUCGAUCUGCAGGAAGCGGGUCUACUGCAAGGAUGUCAUCUCCGGCGGCGUGCCAUGACUUUGUCCAAUGGCGAGCAUACUCGCUAUGAUACCUAGUGUCACAAAUCUCCACCAUUGACUGAGGAGCCGAUUCCUUCCUCCAAGCGUCUCCAGUCUCGUGUCUCGUCUCUCUCCCUCUCCGCUAACCAAGCUUCUGCUGCGGCGCGGGAAACUCGCAAGAUCAAGCUGGCGAUCCUUGGGAUGGACUCCCUCGUGACGAUACGUGGACCUACCGACGAAGGCCCCUCUUUCUUCCCUAUCUUUUUUCGCGUACAUAGUAAUUCCUCCGGCUUGAUGUCGGGCGGAGUGAACAAAGUAAUCUAAAAGCGCAAAAGCGCACAGACUAGCCCGAUCUGUCGAACAUCUACUUCUGAUACACCGUUUGAUUUAUUUUGAAAGACAUCAGCUGUUUGUUGGCGGUUCGUUCCAGUUAUUCCCCUUUCACCUUGUGCCUGCCUUGUCGUUUCUUGUUUUCCUAUCAAUACCCCCUUGACUUGGUUGGUAUGUUUCUCUCGUUUUUGUGGGCCUCUUGAUGGGCAUUGGAGGGAUAUCUCCCCUCCUCGAUGAUUUGAUCACUCUUCUGACCAUGCUUUUAUGGCUGCCAUGUAAAACCCAUCUUCAGAUAUAAUAUCAUGUCAAUCUGCCAACGUGGGUUGGAGAUAAGAAUCAUUAUUUUUUUUUUCUAUUUAUUUUGUGAUCGGUGAUUGUAUGAAAGAACGAACAGAAAUGGUGGGUGGAAUAUCCCAGUUUGAUGUACGACUUGGGAUCUUGUAACCCUUUUACGUUUACCUAGUUUUCAAAAUCAAGGACCAGG
Messenger RNA from Penicillium brasilianum, 5118 nucleotides. The record is from the annotation of a GenBank genome assembly. NCBI's taxonomy places the organism in Eukaryota, Fungi, Ascomycota, Eurotiomycetes, Eurotiales, Aspergillaceae.